GUGGGUUCCUUCCAACUCAGCACAUUCUGUGGCUCUGUGUAAGCUAAAUGCUUUUUUAAGCAUAGAAUGUGUCUGUCAUACAUAAAGUACAUACAAUAUUCUUAAAUAUCCUUUUGAAAGUAGGGCUCUGCUUCUGUUUGAAGUGGAUCAGUUCCCCAGUCCAGCUGGCUGCUCCCUCCUGGGCUGUGUGGGGCUGGGAGGGAGCAGGGCAGCUUCAGCCUGUGAAGUUACAGGCUCAGGUAUCUUCAGAUUGAAGUUCCCUUACGUUUCCUGCACAUCCAGGUGUGCUGGAGAUGGGAACACAGCAGCAAAAGCAGUCAGUGAAACACUGUGAAGAGGGACUUUGAUUCAUCUCUGCCAUCCUUCACUCUUUUCCCUAAUUUCUGAGUGUGAGUUGAGUUCCCUGUGCAGAGGUGGGGAUACAAGGAGCUGUUCCAGGAGCUUCAGAGCCAGCUGAAGCCAUGAGGCCACUGCCAGAGCACAGUGUCCCUGUGCUCACAGAAAAUGAGCAUUUUCUCUGCAGUCAGAGCAGUUUUCAGUUCUUGCAGUCACAGGAACCACUGGAUUUCAGUAGUUAGGGAAGUUAGAAGUUAGCAAAAACAGAACUCAUGCUCUUGAGUCUCCAAGCCAGAGGAGGAGGGCUGGGCAGGACAUGUGUAAGCCUGAUUUCAAUUCCCUCUGUCUUACACAGCUACAAGAAUGUGAGUUUAAAGGAUUUUUUUUGUUAAAUACCCCUUACGAAGUCUGCCAUGGGGGUGAAUAACGAGCAGGUACACCUGAGCAGUGUGUAAACCCAGAGUAACUUGCUGCUGUUAUGGUAAGAGGCAACACCAAAUCUCCCAUAACACAGGAGCAAGAUGGGGCUGUGACUCCCACAGUGUCUAGUGCAGGGACACUUUGGUCUCCUGGCAUUGGGGAACAGUAAAUCAAAUUUUUGUGUUCGUGGAUGAAAGUAAACAAAAGCCCUUUAAUGCUGCUGUAGGUUCCCUGUGGGCCUGUCUGCAGCACUGGCCUGAGGAGCUGAACUGGCUCCCCUUUGUUCUGCCCUCCUCUCCCUUUUCCUCCUUGGCUUUUGUGCCUCCCUGGCUCCUCUCAGCCCCCAGGCUCUCCAGGCAGUGCUCAGCUGGGUGCUCAGCUGGUCUCCAGCUGUCUGGAACCUGCCACUGAAAGCCAAAGCCUUAGCACAGAGUUUGCUUAAAAACGUGUGUCACAGACUUGGGCUGUGACCCUGCUGUGAGAGCUCCUGCCCCUGGAAGGCACCAAGAACAUACACAUGGUGUAAGUGCUGAGAGGUCCCUGCAGCUCAGCAGACACUAUCCAUGUCCCAGAGCAGGGUAAUUCCAUGGGCACAGCCUCCCUGUGAUGUGGCACAAGCCUGGGGAGGUCCCCAUACCCCCUGGGCACAGCAGAGCAGUGCCAGCCCAGCUCCCUGUGCUGGGGACACCCAGCAGUGACAGUUCCCUGUUCUCCCACUGACGGUUCCCUGUUCUCCCAGUGACCAUUCCCUCUUCUCCCCAGUGACCAUUCCCUGUUCUCCCAGUGACCAUUCCCUCUUCUCCCCAGUGACCAUUCCCUGUUCUCCCAUGACCGUUCCCUGUUCUCCCACUGACCAUUCCCUGUUCUCCCAGCAGCACAGCGACUCAGACUCAGAGCCGGAGUUCUCCUCCCUGUCUCCCUCCAUCCCCAGCGCCAUCCCUGUGACAGGAGAGUCCUUCUGCAACUGUGAGAGCCAGAGUGAGGCCCCGUUCUGCUCCAGCCUGCACGCCCUGCACCGUGUCCGCGACUGCCGCUGCGGGGAGGAGGACGAGUAUUUCGACUGGGUGUGGGAUGACCUGAACAAGUCGACGGCCACCCUGCUGACGUGUGACAACCGCAAGGUGAACUUCCACAUGGAGUACAGCUGCGGCACCGCCGCCAUCCGCGGCAACAAGGAGCUGGCGGACGGGCAGCACUUCUGGGAGAUCAAGAUGACCUCCCCGGUGUAUGGCACUGACAUGAUGGUGGGAAUUGGGACGUCAGAUGUGAAUCUGGACAAGUACCGCCACACGUUCUGCAGCCUUCUGGGCAAGGACGAGGACAGCUGGGGACUGUCCUACACAGGUCUGCUGCAUCACAAGGGAGAUAAAACAAACUUCUCUUCGAGGUUUGGCCAGGGCUCCAUUAUUGGGGUGCAUUUGGACACGUGGCACGGGACGCUCACGUUCUUCAAGAACCGCAAGUGCAUCGGGGUUGCGGCCACGAAGCUGCAGAACAAGAAGUUUUACCCCAUGGUUUGCUCGACGGCGGCCAAGAGCAGCAUGAAGGUGAUCCGGUCCUGUGCCAGCUGCACGUCCCUGCAGUACCUGUGCUGCUUCCGCCUGCGCCAGCUCCUGCCCGACUACGUGGACACGCUGGACGUGCUGCCCCUGCCCCCGGGACUCAAGCAGGUGCUGCACAACAAACUGGGGUGGGUCCUGAGCAUGAACUAUAGCACGUCGAAGCCUUCGUCCUCCUCCUCCUCAGGGAGUGACUCGGACAGCUCCUGCUCGGAUGCUGAGGCCUGUCAGAGGAAGAGGUGCAGGAGGACAUAAUGUCUCUGGGGGUAGGGGUUUGUUCCCCCUCUGGGCCUGAUGCACCUCUUCCUUCAUGGGGACAUCCAUUGCUACUUGUUGGCAAAGAUUUCCCUUACGCUGUGGAAAUCUUUGGCCUCGACAUCCAUCACAGGCAUUGAGAAGAGCUCUUGGCUCCAAGAGGUGCCAGCUCUGACACAGGAAAACAACGGUCAAAUAUCUGAGCUUCAUCUCCUGACGUGCUAUCAAAGCCAGCGCCUCUUCCUGAAGGAUCCUUCUUCUCCCUCUUGGCACAGAGAGGAUUUAACAAGUUGGACUCGAUGAUCCUUGUGGCUCCCUUCCAGCUCAGGAUAUUCUGUGAUGAUUAAGGCAGACUCACAGUUUUAAAGUGUACUGGAUUCCAGUCAAGUAACGGCCCUGACUUGUCAAGGCCAGCCCUCUCCUCCUCCCCAUGUGUAGUUUGGUGUCUGCCAUGAACUCGUCCCUCUCUGGCCCGGUGGAGCAGCCCCAGUGCAGGGAAAGGGCCCCAGAGGCGCUGCUGUGUGAGUGGGGACAGGGCUGGGCUGGGGGUUCCUCCAGCCCCUGUGACUUUAAUUGCUUUGCAUGUUGGUUCCUGCUGCUUCUCCUCUGUCCGAGACUCUGUUAAACUGUAACAAUAAAAGUAGAAACUGUCUGUG
Chiroxiphia lanceolata (lance-tailed manakin) is the source of this 3226-nucleotide messenger RNA. It is a transcript of the gene SPSB3, whose product is annotated as splA/ryanodine receptor domain and SOCS box containing 3. Lineage: Eukaryota; Metazoa; Chordata; Aves; Passeriformes; Pipridae. Bases 1584 to 2570 code for a protein of 328 amino acids. Gene Ontology annotation, cellular component: SCF ubiquitin ligase complex. The record is from RefSeq and is a predicted model, not a curated record. The transcript is spliced from 6 exons. Gene Ontology annotation, biological process: proteasome-mediated ubiquitin-dependent protein catabolic process. Gene Ontology annotation, molecular function: protein binding.